Morone saxatilis (striped sea-bass) is the source of this 4872-nucleotide messenger RNA. RefSeq names its product amyloid beta (A4) precursor protein-binding, family A, member 1a (gene apba1a). The record is from RefSeq and is a predicted model, not a curated record. The transcript is spliced from 12 exons. Gene Ontology annotation, cellular component: cytoplasm; dendritic spine; plasma membrane. Bases 87 to 2978 code for a protein of 963 amino acids. Gene Ontology annotation, molecular function: amyloid-beta binding; protein binding. Gene Ontology annotation, biological process: chemical synaptic transmission. NCBI's taxonomy places the organism in Eukaryota, Metazoa, Chordata, Actinopteri, Moronidae.
UUCCCUGACCUCAUCCAUGCACCUGCUGAUGACGGACUCCUAAAACCUUUCUUUUACACCGUUGAACCAACCAGAACCACACAGCCAUGAACCCCCAGGAGACAGAGCUCGGCCAGGAAGUGAUGGAGGAGGCCGAUGCUCCUCCUCGCCAUCGCCACAACAACCACAACAGCCGGCCCCGUAACCACAGCAACCAGGAAAAGCGCUACAGGCGCUGUGAAGGCCCAGCUGGAGGAAGCGCUGGCGGUAGAUCCAGGGCACCACAGCAACGCAGGCCUCAGGAGGAACAAGACAUGGAGCUGCAACAUGGAGCUCAGUCCCCACAGCCCCAGCUGCCCCAGCCUAUUCCCAGACCUGCAGUGACACGUUAUCGCAGACAGGGGGACAGCGAGGCCCGGAUCAGAGCCCAGCAGCAGAGGCACAGACAGAGGCAACAGCGAGAGGCGGAGAGAGCACAACAUUUAGCACAACAACAGGAGAAGCAGCACCACGCAGAGAUGACCCAGGAAGAUGAACGAGAAAGGGAUGAUUCAGUGCUGGCCCGCUCAGCGAGCACUGAGAGUGGCUUCCACACCCAUACUGACCGGGCUGAGGGGGACGAUGGCCUGGUGAUGAUGUCUCUGGAGCCUGAGGGGCAGCCGGAGGCAGAGGACGAGGCGGGGAACUAUGGGGUCCAGCUACGGCCGGAGGCGGAGGGGUAUACUGAGAGCGCUGAGGCUGAACAGCAACAUCUCCAUCCACAUCCUAACUAUCCCCCUCAGCCCCCACCCCUACCACGUGAUCCCCUGCCCGAUAUUCAAAACCCCCAGAGACAGGAUGAAGCAGAGGAGAUGCUGAACGCUGGCUACUCCAACUACGUCUACACCCAGCCCCUCAGUCACUCCGGAGGAAGGGCCAACGUCUCAGCCGGUGAGAGCUUGGAGAGUUUAGAUGCUGGGCUUGUGGACGAAGCCUACUCUGAGCCAUAUGACAUUUACUCACUCUCUGAGCAUGUUUACGAAGAAAUCUGCGAUGCUCCGACGUCGGUUCCAUCUGCUGCCGACGGAGCUGAGGACACAGAGUCUCUCCAACAGAGGAGGGCCGGCUUUCAGCUGUUGGAGGGCCGGGUGGGAGGUGGAGACUACCAUCAGCAGGAGGCAGUGGGCUCCCGCCUGCGCCACUACGACGAACGCUCUGAUGGCGAGUCGGACAGCCCAGAGAAGGAAGCAGAGUUUGCCCCGUACCCACGCGCUGACAGCUGCGACCAGGAGGAGGACAUCGACAGCAUUGUGGCUGAGGUCAAAGAAAGCCUAAGUUCUCAGAGUCUAUACUGUGCUGCGGAAGACACCAUAGAUGAAGAAAAUGAGCUACUGCAAGGAGAAGAAAAACCUGAUUUCCCAAUUGACUCUGACCAAAACCACAAAGCUGCCAACCGAGGGAAGCCAGUCAGAAAACAGGCUACGAGUCCUUCAGAGGAGCCUGUAGCAGUGAGGAACAGUCAGGAGAAGAGGGAUGCCAUAUCCCUGGCCAUAAAGGACAUUAAAGAGGCCAUAGAGGAGGUGAAGAACAGAACAGUGAGAUCUCCUUACACACCCGACGAGCCUAAGGAGCCCAUUUGGGUAAUGAGGCAGGACCUGAGCCCCACUGCAGAGUGUGACCUACAACCACCACUAGGGGGCGAUUCCCCUGGUUCAGGCUCUCCGUCUCCUCCAGGAGCAGAGUCAUCCAGCAGACAUCUGCUGCAGGAUGACAGCUUUGAAUCUUCUCCCUCUAGCAAAGAGUCCAGGAAAAGCCUUGCGUCCUUCCCCACGUAUGUAGAAGUCCCAGGCCCAUGUGACCCAGAGGACCUGAUCGAUGGGAUCAUCUUCGCUGCCAACUACCUGGGCUCCACCCAGCUGCUGUCGGACAAGACGCCGUCCAAGAACAUCCGCAUGAUGCAGGCGCAGGAGGCCGUCAGCCGCAUCAAGACGGCCCAGAAAUUAGCCCAGAACAGGAAGAAGGCCUCUGAGGGCGAGCCUCAGCCCAUGACAGAGGUGGAUCUCUUCAUCUCCACCCAGAGAAUCAAAGUGCUCAACGCUGACUCCCAGGAGACCAUGAUGGAUCACCCUUUGCGGACCAUCUCGUACAUUGCUGACAUUGGCAACAUUGUGGUUCUGAUGGCCCGGCGUAGGAUGCCUCGGCCUGACUCUCAGGAGAAUGUGGAGGCUUCAGACCCAGGACAAGACAGCAAGCGCCAGUACAAGAUGAUAUGCCACGUGUUUGAGUCUGAGGAUGCCCAGUUGAUUGCCCAGUCCAUCGGGCAGGCCUUCAGUGUGGCUUACCAGGAAUUUUUACGGGCCAAUGGCAUAAACCCUGAGGACCUGAGCCAGAAGGAGUACAGUGACCUGCUCAACACUCAGGACAUGUACAAUGAUGACCUCAUUCACUUCUCCAAGUCUGAAAACUGCAAAGAUGUGUUCAUAGAGAAAGCUAAGGGGGAGAUUCUGGGUGUGGUUAUUGUGGAGAGUGGAUGGGGCUCCAUCUUGCCCACUGUCAUCAUUGCCAACAUGAUGCAUGCUGGGCCAGCUGAGAGGUCUGGCAGACUGAACAUAGGAGACCAGAUCAUGUCCAUCAAUGGGACCAGUCUAGUGGGUCUGCCACUGUCCACCUGCCAGAGCAUCAUUAAGGGUCUGAAGAACCAGUCACGGAUCAAGAUGAACAUUGUCAGAUGUCCCCCAGUGACCACUGUCCUUAUCAGACGGCCAGACCUCCGCUACCAGCUGGGCUUCAGCGUCCAGAAUGGCAUUAUCUGUAGCCUUAUGCGUGGGGGCAUCGCUGAACGAGGUGGGGUCAGAGUGGGUCACCGCAUUAUCGAGAUCAACAGCCAGAGCGUGGUGGCCACGCCCCAUGAAAAAAUUGUCCACAUUUUAUCCAACGCUGUGGGAGAGAUCCACAUGAAGACGAUGCCUGCAGCCAUGUACCGCCUGCUGACCGCCCAGGAGCAGCCUGUUUACAUUUAACAAGACAAAGCCCUGACCUCACACGCCCUUUAAAUCUCCCGCAGUCACCGUCACUCCCCUAGCCGACCCCCUCUGCUCAGCCCAGUGCUCAUCCUGUACCCUCCUGCCCACAGCUGAUGGACCAUAGUGAGUUGUCAGUAGGACUGUUCCGUUGCUCAGCCUCGUCUUCAAGUGACAAUAACAUAGAAACCCAAAUGAUCCCAUCUGCAUUCACUAAAAGAUUUGUUUAUGUACUUUGGCUGAAGGUGCAAUUAGUGAUGUGUACACCUGAUGCAUUUUCAGCAGUCCAGAAUCCUAAAAUCUUAUUCCUGGUUCACUUAUUUCACAUUUUCAAUCUCGGGAGCACUAUGAAAAUUGUCUAUCUUUAAUGUUCAGUUUAGGCAACUAAGACAGUUUGGUGACAAAUUUGGUCAUUGUUAAAUAAGAAAGAUGAAAACUCUUUACACAGUAGAACCCUUAUGUUAGGAAGAUGGGAACUGAACCCUGAUUGUGGACUUGAAGGCAAUCCGCACAUGCAACCCUGACUGUGCUUUCUGCCAUGCUGCUAUUUCAAUGGCAGAACACUGCCUGUGUUAGUUGUUUAUCCUCCACCAAAUCAUUUAUGUGAAAAAAUCUUUUUUGUUGUUGUUCUAUGGGCAUUUUAUACACUCAUGUUGUAGCCACAUUUCAUGGGACCAAACUUGCUUUCGCUCUCAGCUCUUCUUCCUGCCACUAAUCCACUCAAUAUACUCUAUGUUGGUGUUCUUCGCACAGCCCAGAGCUCUCCACAGAGGGCGUAUGUGAAUCUCGCUGACAAAUGAGUGUGUGCGCACAUGCCCCCCCCCCCUCGUCACAUUCCACACGUUCGCUGCAUUGUCGAAGAGUCGACACUGCAGCUCCAUUUUUGCACUUCCAACAUUUCCGACAGGAAAGCUUUUCAACUCUGCUGUAGUCGGUUCUUACAGUAGUUGUUGGCUGUACAUAGCACCAGUAGUAGCUCCAGUCAGCAUGUAAUAACCCCAUUAAACUAAUACCCCUCUUACACCACACACCACAGUCCAACCAGUGUGUCCAAACAUAAAGCUGACUCACAUAAGACUCUGUUACGCCAAACCUGAUGACCUACAAUGUCCCUGUAUCAAGGUGUUUGCACAAGAUGCAGGAAUGACUCGCACAGGGCCUAUCGUUGUCUAAAUUACCUCAGGCUGAUAAAUAUUUGAAUUUCAGUUCCUUUCUUCCCCUUAAAUUGAAAAAGGGACGUAAAACAACACACAAACACUUCCAGGAUACCGAGGCUUAAUUAUUUGGCUUCUAUAGAAAACUGUUUAUUGCUGGUUGGAUGAUGUAAAUAAUGUGGAGUGAGCUUGGUACAACAUGGUACCCUGUGGAUGUACAAAGCACCAUACUGCACAGUGUACAAUGCAUAGUUGGUUUCCUCAACACAGGGUUUGGGGGGUUCUCCACUGCCUAAAGUGGGUUCAGUAAAUAAUGCUUGUAGCAAAUACAGUAAACAUACAAACUACUUAAAGGAAUGGCGUGUAUGGCAUGAACAAACUUAAAGGCCAGUCCCUAAAAUAAAUAUCCACAGCACUAAUUCCAUCAGUACAAUAGUCAGGUCAUACUGACCACUCUGCUUCUCUUAAAAAUACUGCUCUUCUUUAUUAAAUAAUUUCAGUUAAGAUACUGUCAAUGAAAUGUAGCAUUGCAUAUAUUUUACAUUAAAAGUCUACUUGGGAAAGGAGGGAUUAUGCCCUUUGAGCCACUGCAAGGCUUUUAAUGUUAAACAUUAAUUUAGGAUUUGUUCGUUGACGGUAGCUUAAAGUUUUUCUUCUCGUUCCUGCAGUUGGAUGUUUGAUCUUCACUGUGCAGAAUGAUGUCUGUGCAGAGUUUGACACUAGAAGGAUGUUUUCACAUU